AUGGCUAACGCAAAUAUCAGCGUCGGUGGGCAGCAGAAUUUGAAUCUGGAACCCGCUAUUUUGGAGGGAGCAGACGCGCACCAGAACACGACACUGGGCAACUCAAAAAAUCAGAUAGCAGAGUCGGCCACUACAGAAUCUGCGCAAAUUUCGAAGAGAACCACAUUAGAGACCAAAGCGCCGGUAGACUUGCCGCUCUCGGCUGCUGCCCAUCCUGAUCCUCCCUCUCUUCUUCCGUUGAGCCCGCCGCUGUCUCCCGAGCGGAACGCCAGGGCAGCCAUGAGCUCAACGCGUCUCUUCAUAGCCUCGCUCGGCAACCCGGCGCCGUACCAAUCCAGCCGACACUCGGCAGGCCAUGUUCUCCUGCGUGCAUUGCAGUCGCACCUGCAGCUGCCCGCGCUCAAGAAGUCAAAGCCCUACGCCAACGGCCUGGUGUCCAUGGGCGCCGACGUUGGGCGGCCAGAGUACACGCUAUGGCAGUCGCCCAGCUAUAUGAACGUGUCGGGAAAGGAUCUGCUCAAGGCGUACAAGCAGUUCAUCGCCGAGUCGAGGUCUUUUGGGGGAGACUUUGGUCUGCCCGGGCUCGUGGUGCUGCACGACGAGAUGGAGACGGCGCCCGGCCAGCUGAGGCCGCGGAAUGGCAACCUGAGCGCAAAGGGCCACAAUGGCAUCAAGUCGGUGCAGCAGAGCUUGCAGUCGGCCGGGCUCAUGGCUAAGCUGACGGAACCUGGCGCCGGGGGGAAAUUCAUCAAAGUCGGCAUUGGGAUUGGUCGGCCCGCGGGGGGAUCCCGGGAGAAGGAUGUUGUUUCGGCUUAUGUCCUGGGGAACUUUACUGGCUCCGAGCACGCGAAUCUCGUGGGAAGCACGAGCAACUUGGUAACGAUACUAGAAGAUGCGAGAAUGAGUAUGAGCAAUUAA
Messenger RNA from Pestalotiopsis fici W106-1, 918 nucleotides. RefSeq lists its product as uncharacterized. The transcript has a single exon. The coding region runs from base 1 to 918 and encodes 305 amino acids. Gene Ontology annotation, molecular function: peptidyl-tRNA hydrolase activity. Lineage: Eukaryota; Fungi; Ascomycota; Sordariomycetes; Amphisphaeriales; Sporocadaceae. The record is from RefSeq and is a predicted model, not a curated record.